CCGCCCCGCAGCCCGCCCCGCCCAGCCAUGGCCUCCGCGCUGCUGCCGCUGCUGCUGCUGCUGCUGGCAGGACCAGGGCCGGGACCAGGUCCGGUGGCGGCCGGCAGCCGGCUGGCGCCCUACGACGCGCUGUACGCGGACGGCGUGCGGGCCUACUUCGCGCGGGACUGGGCGCGGGCGGCCGAGCUGCUGCAGCGCUGCGUGCACAGCUACAGGCAGCUGCAGGGCGCCCGCCGCGCCUGCGGGGGCCGGUGCCAGGCCGAGGCCGGCUUCGCGGGGGCGCCGCCCGGCCGGGGGCCCGCCUGGGAGCCCGGCUUCUUCGAGCGGGCGCUGCAGCGCGCCGACUGCCUGCAGCACUGCCUGGCGCGCCGCCUUGGCGGGCCCGCCUCGCUGCAUCGCGCCGGCCGCGCCGUGCAGCGGGACCUGGAGCGGCGGGAGCCCUACAAUUUCCUGCAGGUGGCCCUCUUCAAGCUGAAGAAACUGGAUGAGGCAGUGGCAGCUGCACACACAUUCUUCAUGGCAAACCCCCAGCACCUGCAGAUGCGUGAAGACAUCGAGAAAUACCAGCGCAUGGCAGGGGUAAAGUCAGACAGUUUCCGGGACCUGGAGGCUGUGCCACACUGGAGGGCAUAUGAGACUGGGGUGCAGCACUACAAAGUGGAUGAGUACCAGGAGGCUGUGGUAAAGCUGGAGGAGUCCCUCAAAGAGGCACUGUUGGCACUGCAGGACUGUCGAGCCCUGUGUGAGGGGCCCUGGGAGGACGAGACAGAAGAGGAGAUGCAACCUGGCCUGUAUGAAGCUGUUGCAGCCCAUUACAUCCAGGUCCUGAAGUGCAGGCAGCAGUGUGUCCUUGAUAUUGCCACGAAGCCAGGAUGGGUGUCUGCCACAGAAGAUUUCAUACCCUCCCACUUUGACUUACUGCAGUUUGCUUACAACCAAGUUGGAAACCAGGCACUGGCUGCUGAAUGUGCUGCUUCCUAUCUGCUCUUCUAUCCCAUGGAUGAAUCAAUGCUGGAGAAGAUGAAAUAUUAUCAGACAGAGCUGGGAGAGGGUGUAUCAGUCACAGCCAGAGAGAACAUCUAUCAUUAUGUUCAGCAGUCUCUGAAGGAGAAGAAGUUGAUUUACUAUGCAGUGGAGCAUCUGGGAGGAACUUUUAAUGACCCUGACCUGUGGACCCCAGAUGAGCUGAUCCCUGAAAGCCAGAAGCAGAAACGCAGAGAGGAUCAAGAGAAGCAAAGGCUGGAGAAUCUGGAUGUGGAACAGCCAGAGCAGAGAGGUCCCUUAUUUUUUGAGGGCCUUACCAUCACCCAAGAUUCCCGCCAGCUGAAUGGGUCACAGCGGGUCGUCUUCGACAGAGUCCUGACAGAGUCUGAAUGUAAGGACAUUCUCCAGCUGGCCAAGGCAGCUGGAGGCACAGGAGACAGUUACCGGGGCAGACGGUCCCCUCACACCCCACAUGAGAGAUUUGAGGGGUUAACAGUACUAAAAGCUCUGCAGCUGGCACAGGAUGGAGCUGUGAACUGGAGAGAUGCCAAACUGCUUCUACAGGCCAGCGAGAAAUCCCGGAAAAUUGUACAGUCCUAUUUUACACCUGGGAAAAAGCUCCACUUCUCCUUCACACACCUUGUAUGCCGCACAGCUGUGGAGGGGGAACAAGAUGAUCGCAUGGAUCUUAGUCACCCAGUUCAUGCUGAUAACUGUCUCUUGGAUCCUGAGGGAAAAGAAUGCUGGAAAGAACCACCUGCCUAUAUGUACAGGGACUACAGUGGGAUCCUCUACCUCAAUGAUGAUUUCAAAGGCGGGGAACUGUUCUUCACUGAAUUGGAUGCUGUGACAGUCACGGCUCAGGUACGCCCCAAAUGUGGGCGGUUGGUAGCGUUCAGCUCCGGAGGGGAGAAUCCUCAUGGCGUGUGGGCAGUGACCCGUGGGAGGCGCUGUGCCAUUGCCCUUUGGUACACACUCUCCCAGGAACGUGCUGAACAGGAGCGACUAGAGGCUGAAGCCCUGGUAAAACAAAGGGACAUGGAGCAGGAGAAGCAGCCAGAGAACAAGCAGCAUCAAGGGCUUGACGACAGUGGUGGUACCUCACCGGAGCCUCCUGUUCCCAAAGGAAGAGCCAGAUCCACAAGCCAAAGACACAAACUGGGCUCUGAGUCCCCACAACAACCCCAGGAACUGCGAGUCAGGGAUGAAUUCUGAGGGUGGUGUGGCAUGACACUAAAGAACAGGCACACUGGCCUGUCAACUUCUUAGUGACACAGAGUAUGGAGGUGUUUUUGGUCAUUUAUUAGAAUACUAGUCCCACAAUUGUGGGGGAAGGAUACAGCUUAUUUCUCAGUGACAUCACAACAGAAAAAUUACAUCAAUGGUAAAACAGAAAGGGCCAUGGUACCUUGAUCUUUAUUCACCAUCUUGACUUGAGAUUUAUUUAAUCACUCAGAAACAACAAAACAGGCUCCUCUCAUCCCCUUUUUUUCAAUGAGCCUUCAAUAGGACCAAGCCAAAGUGGGGAAGGAGGGAUUCUUGGGAUUUUUGGGGUAGGGGAUUUUCUUGUUUGGGGAUUUGAAAUGGGAACCACAGUAACAUCUAAACUUCCUGAGCCAACCCCUCAGGCCAGAGAAUCCCUAGACUGAAUUGGGAGAGGGCAGGUCAUGGCCUAUGAGUGUAUAAAAUAAAGGAAAAAAUAAUGAAUACAAAA
Alligator mississippiensis (American alligator) is the source of this 2698-nucleotide messenger RNA. It is a transcript of the gene P3H3, whose product is annotated as prolyl 3-hydroxylase 3. NCBI's taxonomy places the organism in Eukaryota, Metazoa, Chordata, Crocodylia, Alligatoridae. Gene Ontology annotation, cellular component: endoplasmic reticulum. Gene Ontology annotation, molecular function: iron ion binding; L-ascorbic acid binding; protein binding. The record is from RefSeq and is a predicted model, not a curated record. The transcript is spliced from 15 exons. Gene Ontology annotation, biological process: collagen metabolic process. Bases 28 to 2199 code for a protein of 723 amino acids.